AUUAUCGCUCAGAAAAAAAACCAUGGCAAACCAUUCUGACGAGGCGGCAGCGAAUGCAGAGGCGGCGGCGGCGACUGCUCAGCCGACUGUGAACGAUCAUGUCCUCCAGCAGCAGCUGUUUUGGGCAGCUCAGCUUCAAGAGAUCAAACAGAUAAGAGAUUUUAGGGUCCACAGUCUUCCCAUUUCCCGAGUCAAGAAGAUCAUGAAAUCGGACAAGGAUGUCCAUAUGAUUUCUGCUGAAGCGCCUAUUCUGAUUGCUAAGGCAUGUGAGCUCUUUAUUCAGGAGCUCACCCAUCGUUCCUGGCUUAACGCCCAGGAAUACCAGCGUCGGACUCUGAAAAAGACCGACUUCAUCACGGUGCUUAGGGAGACUGAACUCUUUGAUUUCCUUGUGGACGCCAUUUCUAUGGAUGAGACCGAGGAAGAAGUUACUGGUUUUGUGCCUGGCAUGCUGGGCAACAUACCAAGUCGUAUCCCAUACUGUUACUCACCAAUGGGACCUCCUGCUCCCCCAAUGGGACCUCCUGCUCCAUCAAUGGGACCACCUGCUGCACCCCGGGGAAUCAUGGGAAGGCGUGCUAUGCCUUGGGUUGCACCCUCAGUGAACGUCCCGCCUCCGUUGUACCCGCGGCAGUCCGGUUGGCAUGCUGCUGGCGGUAAUCCCUAUGCUACUGGAGGGAGCAGUGGACAGGGUAACGGUGAUCCUCAAAGUUAAAGAUCAUGUUCUCUGUUGAUCCAAAUGCUCAGUGGCACUGGCACAACGGAAGCUUCUUAUUGCUACUGUCUAUGGGUAAACUACUUUUAAUCAAAUGCUUCCACGUUGUUUCAUUCAUGGCUUCUUUUGGAUUGCUGUAACUGUUAUCUGCCGUUGUUCUUCUAGGGAAGAAAGACUAGUCAAGAAAGAAUUUGAGGAGAUAAC
Solanum verrucosum is the source of this 919-nucleotide messenger RNA. RefSeq names its product nuclear transcription factor Y subunit C-1-like. The coding region runs from base 23 to 715 and encodes 230 amino acids. Gene Ontology annotation, biological process: regulation of DNA-templated transcription. Lineage: Eukaryota; Viridiplantae; Streptophyta; Magnoliopsida; Solanales; Solanaceae. Gene Ontology annotation, molecular function: protein heterodimerization activity; DNA-binding transcription activator activity, RNA polymerase II-specific. The record is from RefSeq and is a predicted model, not a curated record. Gene Ontology annotation, cellular component: nucleus. The transcript has 5 exons.